Glarea lozoyensis ATCC 20868 is the source of this 597-nucleotide messenger RNA. RefSeq names its product dUTPase-like protein. The coding region runs from base 1 to 597 and encodes 198 amino acids. The transcript has 2 exons. Gene Ontology annotation, biological process: dUMP biosynthetic process; dUTP catabolic process. NCBI's taxonomy places the organism in Eukaryota, Fungi, Ascomycota, Leotiomycetes, Helotiales, Helotiaceae. The record is from RefSeq and is a predicted model, not a curated record. Gene Ontology annotation, molecular function: magnesium ion binding; dUTP diphosphatase activity.
AUGUCCGCAACCUCACCACCCACCUCCCCUCUCCCCAAACGCCAAAAGCCCAAUCCAGCAUCCCCAACAUCCGCAAACACAAUCUCCAUCCCAACCACAACCAUCACCCCACCUACACCGCUAAAACCCGUCAAAAUGUCGCAUCCUACACCCGCAGUUACGAAGGUCGACGAGGCGCCCGCGUUGCUGAUCAAGAAAUUGAGCGACAAGGCGAAGCUGCCGACGAGAGGGAGCGCGUUCGCGGCUGGUUAUGAUAUUUAUGCUGCGAAAGAUACGGCUGUGCCGGCGAGGGGAAAGGUGUUGGUCGAUACCGAUAUUAGUAUGGCUGUUCCUGCCGGGACUUAUGGUCGCAUAGCCCCCCGCUCUGGUCUAGCCAGCAAACAUAUGAUCGACACUGGUGCUGGAGUAAUCGAUGCGGAUUACCGUGGGCAAGUCAAGGUUCUGUUGUUCAACCACGGCGAAAAGGAUUUUGAAGUCAAGGAAGGUGAUCGUGUUGCACAGUUAGUUCUGGAAAGAAUUUACACGCCCGAAGUGGUUGAGGUGCAGGAGCUGGAGGAGAGCGUAAGAGGCGCGGGAGGGUUCGGGAGCACUGGUUGA